AUGGUGAUGUUGAACCGGAAAAAGAAAUCUGGGACGGUGCCGGUUUACUUAAAUGUUUAUGAUUUGACGACGAUUAAUGGUUACGCUUAUUGGGUUGGUCUCGGGAUCUACCAUUCUGGUGUACAAGUUCAUGGUGUCGAGUAUGGUUUUGGAGCACAUGAUCAUUCGACAACAGGGAUUUUUGAGGUUGAACCAAAGCAAUGCCCGGGAUUUAUGUUUAGGAAAUCUAUAUUGAUUGGAAGAACUGAUUUGGGUCCUAAAGAAGUUCGGGCAUUCAUGGAGAAAUUAGCUCAGGAGUAUCCUGGGAAUACUUACCAUCUUAUCACCAAGAACUGCAAUCACUUCUGUAGUGAUGUGUGUCUCAAGUUGACUGGAAAAACAAUUCCACGAUGGGUUAAUCGCCUUGCUCGUUUGGGUUUUUUUUGCAACUGUGUUCUUCCAGCAGAGUUGAACCAAACAAAAAUUCGCCAAGUUGGAUCAGAAGAUAGUAUACGAGAGGGAGAGAAGAAGAAAUUGAGAAGCCGUUCUACUAGGUUAAUCUCUUCUAAUCCUGUAACUCCCCCUUCAUUGAAAUCUUGCCCUUCAAGUUCUGAAAGCAGAAGCGGUAGACAGAAACGGUGUAUUCCUCUGACUUCAAGAUCUUUUGUUCACGAUGAAUCUUCAUCCUCGACAUGGAGCUUCAAGGCUUAA
This is a messenger RNA of Dovyalis caffra, 690 nucleotides long. Lineage: Eukaryota; Viridiplantae; Streptophyta; Magnoliopsida; Malpighiales; Salicaceae. The record is from the annotation of a GenBank genome assembly.